AUGGCCAGAUAUUUUGAAAAUACUACAGUAUUUAACUUUAGUUGGGACCAGGUCGCUCGGGGAUACUGGAGUAGGUAUCCAAAUCCACUAAGCACUCAUGUCCUAUCAGAAGACACUUGCAGCAGGGAAGUGAAAGAUGGCUGUUUGUACUCAAAGAGGCUGUUAACUAAAACUAACAGAGUACCAAAAUGGGGUGAAAGAUUUUUCAAUGCCAAGUCAGUGAAGAUCAUUGAAGAGAGUAUAGUUGAUCCUGAAAAGAAGAUAUUGGUCACGUAUACAAGAAAUCUCGGCUACACGAAAGUUAUGAGUGUAGUGGAGCGGGUCGAGUACCGACCGUCGGGUCCGGGGCAGACGGUAGCGAGGCGUUCCGCGUGGAUUGACUCGCAAGUGUUCGGUUUCUCACGCGCCAUCAGAGCAUUCGGUGUCGAUCGCUUCAGGAAGAAUUGUUCGCAAAUGGUAAACGGCUUUAAUCACGUCCUGCACAGUAUGUUUCCAAGACAAGUACCUUCACACACCAUGACGCCCAUCACUACUCUUAAGGAGAUGAGGGAUGCUGCAGCUGCAGCCACAGACCGGGCUAAGGCUAACGUCCUCUCAUCUGUGAAUAGAAGC
Brenthis ino (lesser marbled fritillary) is the source of this 612-nucleotide messenger RNA. NCBI's taxonomy places the organism in Eukaryota, Metazoa, Arthropoda, Insecta, Lepidoptera, Nymphalidae. The record is from the annotation of a GenBank genome assembly.